UUGUAAAUCAAAUACUUGUAGAUGUACUCGUGUAUAAGCGGGUUAGAUUGUUCUUUACAAGAAAAAAUAUUUCUUAUGCAAAUGUAUCCUUUAUUCGAAAGCAUGAUUUUAUUGUUAAGUUCAUAAUUUUUUCAGAAUUAUGAAUGAAAGCCACUUGUAACCAGUAACAAGCGGGUUACAUGUUACAAAUCAUUAGGGAAACAAAGUUUAUGUUACUCCAACUUGUUCUCGCAAUUUCAUCAGCUAUAUUUUGUUUACAUUUAGCAAAUUUUAUUGAAUUGUUAAACAUAUUGUCAAAAUUGUAACCAUUUUUAUAUUACAAAUGAGUCAUUUCUUAGUUUUUAAAAAAUAAUUUUGCUUUUCUUAGUGCAGAAAUGAAGACUAUUACCUUUAUAUUUGCGUGGCUUGGCACUAUGUCUUUGUGUAGAGCAGAUCAACGCCCAGGUUGUGCAUCAACUAAUCCGUAUAAUGUGUUACUAAAUUACUAUUGCAAGACCAUAGAGUCGGGGGGAGACUACAUAGGAACUAUUGCUCGGACCGUGUCUGGUCGGACUUGUCAGAGAUGGGAGGUGCAAUUCCCCCAUAAACACGAGUUCGGGGAAGAACUUCCUGGCUCCGCAGCGGCGCACCGGAACUACUGCCGUAACCCUGGCAACAAGAUGGCCGGUGGUCCUUGGUGUUUUACCACUGAUCCCUCUAUGGAGUGGGAGUACUGCGAAAUUCCAAUGUGUCAAUAUGAUUGUUUAUACACUAAGAAAGGGAGAGAAUACAUUGGAAGGAACUCCACCACAAAGUCAGGGAGAGAGUGUCAGCGCUGGGACAGCGUACAGCCCCACAAGAUCCCCUCUGUCCUCACCAGUCGGAUCAGCGGCCCUUCCUCAUGUCACGAGAACUUCUGUCGAAACCAUGGCAACGCCGCCAGACCAUGGUGCUACACAACGGACCCGGAAGUUGAAAUGGAAUUUUGCGAUAUUGAUCCCUGUGUUGAAAAGUAGCAAACUUAUCAAGUUUUAUUUUUUUUAAAAUAAUUUUAAUAUGGUCUUUUUGUGACAAUGAUUGAUUAAAAAAUGACAUAAAACUGAGUAAAUAUUUCAUUUUAAUUCUGAAAAUAAAUCACAUCCUAAUUUUCAUAAAUGCAUGAUUAUAUUUUUUAAAUGUAGUCUUUCAU
Messenger RNA from Magallana angulata, 1168 nucleotides. Its product is annotated as hepatocyte growth factor-like. The record is from RefSeq and is a predicted model, not a curated record. Lineage: Eukaryota; Metazoa; Mollusca; Bivalvia; Ostreida; Ostreidae. Bases 375 to 995 code for a protein of 206 amino acids. The transcript has 3 exons. Gene Ontology annotation, molecular function: signaling receptor binding; endopeptidase activity.